Cercospora beticola is the source of this 1650-nucleotide messenger RNA. RefSeq lists its product as uncharacterized. NCBI's taxonomy places the organism in Eukaryota, Fungi, Ascomycota, Dothideomycetes, Mycosphaerellales, Mycosphaerellaceae. The record is from RefSeq and is a predicted model, not a curated record.
AUGGCGCACCUCGCACUUUUCCACGGAUGCGCGACGCGCAACUGCACUCGCUGCAGCGCUCAGUUCCUUUCGAUUCCUGGUGGCGGCGCUCUCUGCGACCAGUGCCUUCACUUCAACACGACCAACACACAACAGCAAUCGUAUCAAUCGCUCGACGUCUCGGCGCAAGCGCUGCUACUGCCAUUGCAGGAAUGCAUCUGCGGCAACUCCUUCCUCGAGUGGAAGGGCCAUCUCGCACAUAUCGGGCUCUGUCCUGGGUGCACUCGAUCCCUGGGCGACGUCGACGCGCAUCAGCGAGUUGUUGCUGCCUUCGACCGGUCGUUUCCGCAUUACACGCCGCCGGAUCAAGAGUGGCUUGUUCUUAACGGAUUCAGAGGCCAGGUCACACCAGCGGUGCUGGCGGAGUUCAAACAGAGGGCCUUUGAGUCUCGGCUAGAAUUACACCCAGCUUUUCAGCGCCGGCGACAUCAGCAGUCGCAGUACACUCAAACACGACCAGUGGGACCUUCGACCCCGAGCGUCAACACUGCGCAGCAGCAUUCGAGAUCCCACCCCCAGAUGUCACCUCCGCAGCCGAACUACCAUACCCACGUGACACCGGUCCAUACUCCACCUACACACUUCCACUCACCUGCGCACGCAACUCAGACUGACGGAGCGAGACUCGGUCAGUUCCAGUCAGCCACGCGCGGGUCUCACCCGGUUGGCAGCACCCCCUUUCCAUCACAUUUCCGACCUGCACACCUCGGGGGAAACGCUUCACGUACGCAGUCGCAGUCGCCGUCACCUGCGACCCACGCGACCGUCAAUGCUCCGCAAGGUUUGGACGGCAAUGGCGCACAACUCGCAGCAGUUCGUGCUCAAAAGCGUCACGAACUUGAGCGCGCUCAACAACCUCGAUUCCCCGGCAAUGCGAGAUCUACUCCGACCGCCGCCUCGUCCAGCGGAAUAACCAAGGCCAAGCCUGGGCGACUCAUCUGUUCCUUGUGCAAGAAGGACAAACCCAUCAUCAAGGACAGGAACGACGGAAAACUCUGUACACCUUGCUUCAAAGACUGCCGUCGAGAGGGCGACCAGCUGCGCACCCUUGCUGAACAGGAAAAGCAACAAGAACAGCAAAAGCAGCAAGCACAGCAAGAACAACAAAAGCAGCAAGUCAAUCAACUGCAGACACCCAGUUCAGCAGAGCGCGCACCUGCACCUUCUACAAACCGGCCACAAACUCCGGUGCCUACUCAGAGCGUCAUCGCCACGCCUAGUACCUCAUCCAGUCCGAGCGCAAUCCCCUCACAAUGCUCGUCCGAAUAUGCCAGAUCGCAACCGCAAACUCCGAACCUUGCACUAAGCGUCGCCAUCACCCCCAGCACGACGCCAAGCCUGAGCGAACCGGACCCGCAAGAACAGCAGAGCAGUCGAUCACACACUCCGACUCCAUCACAGCGCCCAACCAAUAUGUCGACUGACCCAGCGCAAUCCUCGGGCACCACCUUUGAUGUCCCGAAUACUCAGACUACCAUACCUGGGAUACCACAAGCAACUGUCGAUCUUGCGAUAAAAGAGAAUAUGCUCGACUUGGUAAUUGCGGUGCACCGAAUGCGAGAGGAGGAAGCUGCAAGGGAAUCGAGCGAUCAAGGAUACACUGUGCAGUAG